This is a messenger RNA of Racocetra fulgida, 353 nucleotides long. Lineage: Eukaryota; Fungi; Glomeromycota; Glomeromycetes; Diversisporales; Gigasporaceae. The record is from the annotation of a GenBank genome assembly.
GAAUUUCUAAAAAUGAUGCUACAGCUUUUGAUCUUUAUUCACAAGUUUCUAAUAGUGAGUCAAAAUACAAAUACGAUGCCAAAAUUUGGCUAGCAUUGUAUUUUGAUAACGAAAAAGAUUAUCAAAAAGCUUUUGAAUUUUAUUUUGACAUUUAUCGCAGUAAACCACAAAAAAUUAGAGGAAUUAAAUUAUUGUUGGCAGAACGUGUUAAAAGUGGAUUAAGUGAUUUUAAUAAAGAUAAAAAGCAUUUGAAUUUUACUCCGAUCUCUAUAAAAAUUGAUGAAGAAAAAGUUUACAAACUUGAAAAUGAAGCUUUAAAUUAUGAAAAUAACAUUAACAAAUAUUAUAGCUAA